AUGAAGGCAUUAGCCAGAUUUUUGGAAUUAAAAAGACACAAACAGCCAACACAAAAAAAUUUUGGGAGCCACUACAGGAUUUGUUGCCUGCAAGUUUCUUGCACAUCCCAAGAGCACUACUCCAUGGAUAAAAUGUCAUCAGGAAGUUGGAAUGCUGGGAAGAAAAACGCAUACACAGCAAUCAAAGUAGAUCCUGAAGAGGACUACUGUACCCCAGGGGCAUUUGAACUGGAACGACUCCUCUGGAAGGGAUGCCCAAAGUACACUCACGUCAAUGAAGUCUGGCCCAACCUCUACAUAGGAGAUGAAAAAACUGCAUUAGAUCGCUACAGCCUGGAGAAGGAGGGAUUCACCCACAUCCUCAACGCAGCCCAUGGUCAGCGGAACGUGGAUACAGGACCAGAGUAUUAUCACAACAUGGCUGUGGAGUACCAUGGAGUGGAAGCAGAUGAUCUCCCCACUUUCAACCUCAGCCAAUUCUUUUAUUCAGCUUCUAAAUUCAUUGAUAAUGCGCUUCAGGAUGAAAGAAACAAGGUUCUGGUUCACUGUGCCAUGGGUCGCAGCCGCUCAGCCACACUGGUCUUGGCUUACCUGAUGAUUUACAAGAACAUGACAGUGGUGGAUGCCAUUGAGCAAGUGUCAAGACACCGGUGCAUCUUGCCAAACCGGGGCUUCUUGAAGCAGCUGAGAGAACUGGACAUAGCGCUGGCACUGCAGAGGAGGAACAGCAAAAACAGCCUACCACCUGACGGCGAGCAGAACAGCACCACCAUCUAGUAUUGCUCCUGGCAGGGCUGUGCUACUGGAAAAGAAACUCCAUAGAAGGA
Messenger RNA from Pipra filicauda (Wire-tailed manakin), 827 nucleotides. RefSeq names its product dual specificity phosphatase 29 (gene DUSP29). Gene Ontology annotation, molecular function: MAP kinase phosphatase activity; protein tyrosine/serine/threonine phosphatase activity. Gene Ontology annotation, cellular component: cytoplasm. The record is from RefSeq and is a predicted model, not a curated record. Bases 1 to 777 code for a protein of 258 amino acids. The transcript has 4 exons. NCBI's taxonomy places the organism in Eukaryota, Metazoa, Chordata, Aves, Passeriformes, Pipridae. Gene Ontology annotation, biological process: protein dephosphorylation; negative regulation of MAPK cascade.